UAAGGAAGCGAAGAAGAGGAAGGAAUGGCGGGAAUCGCAGCUACCGCGCAAUUGCAGGAUGCCGUCGACGCCAUUUUGGGAGAGUUUCUUCCACUCGAGCUAACUGGCGGUUGCGAGUGGAACUACGAAAUUCAAUCGAAGUUCUAUUUAAAUUUAUUUUUAGAGAGAAAGGGAGCUCUGGAAUGACUAUUAUACCCUUGUGCCAACUCCUGAGUCCUGAAUCCUGAUCUCAAACCCUCGAGUGUUUCAGCAGCUGGUACUACUUAGAAUUUGCUGAAUUGGUUGGAUCUGAUUGAGUAUCCUCCUAGAGUCUUCUUCUUUCUUCGUUUCAUUUCGUGGAUUGAGUUGGCAGAAUGGGGCGAUCAUCCUCCACUGUGAAGGAGACGCAGGCGCUCUUCCAAUCCCUUCGCUCUGCUUACGCCGCGACUCCGAAUAACCUCAAGAUCAUCGAUCUUUAUGUGGGUUUUGCCGUUCUCACCGCCGUAAUUCAGGUAGUUUACAUGGCGGUUGUGGGAUCAUUUCCUUUCAAUUCUUUCCUAUCGGGGGUGCUCUCUUGCAUAGGCACUGCAGUCCUUGCUGUUUGUCUACGCAUCCAAGUGAACAAGGACAACAAGGAGUUUAAGGAUGUGGCACCUGAGCGUGCUUUUGCCGAUUUUAUUCUCUGCAACUUGGUGCUUCAUUUGGUGAUCAUGAACUUCCUGGGCUGAAGUGAGGAACCCGUAAUUUCCUGGCUUCUACUUCCGAAAAAUGGAUGCAGCAUGUUAUUGAAAACUGGUAGUCAAGAUAGGAAAUUUUCCAUAGUAGUACUAAGGUCUUGAGAAUAUGAACCAAUGAGCACAUUUCGGUUCCCUGUGAUGAGAUUAAUGGAACAUGGAGUUUAUGUGAACGGGCCAAGCGCCUGAUGCUCGUACGAAUAUUAUUGACAUGGUUGCUAGUUUCUACCAUACUAUAUGAGUUAUAGUUUGUUGAUCUUGAAAAA
Linum tenue is the source of this 979-nucleotide messenger RNA. The record is from the annotation of a GenBank genome assembly. NCBI's taxonomy places the organism in Eukaryota, Viridiplantae, Streptophyta, Magnoliopsida, Malpighiales, Linaceae.